This is a messenger RNA of Lathyrus oleraceus (garden pea), 435 nucleotides long. RefSeq lists its product as uncharacterized. The transcript has 2 exons. The record is from RefSeq and is a predicted model, not a curated record. Lineage: Eukaryota; Viridiplantae; Streptophyta; Magnoliopsida; Fabales; Fabaceae. Gene Ontology annotation, biological process: proteolysis. Gene Ontology annotation, molecular function: aspartic-type endopeptidase activity. The coding region runs from base 1 to 435 and encodes 144 amino acids.
AUGGGAGCUAGUGUGAGUCUCAUGCAGUGGUCUAUUUCCAAGAAGCUUGGUAUAGGGGUUGUGCAAGAUACCAGAAUGACACUCCAAUUCUCCGAUCAUUCGGUCAAGAAACCGUAUGGCAUUGUUGAAGAUGUUCUAGUGAAAAUUGAUAAGUUUGUAUUUCCGGUGGAUUUUGUAAUUCUUGAAAUGCCAGAAGAUGAAGAGAUCCCUCUCAUUUUGGGGAGACCCUUUUUGGAGACGGGACGGUGCUUGAUAAACAUUGAAGAAGGAACUAUGACACUGAAGGUUUAUGAUGAGGAAUUGAAAAUCGAUGUUCGAAACACCAUGAGGUACAAGGAUGAUAUUUGUACCAGUCAUACUAUAGAGGUUCUGGAUCAGGUUCUAGAAAACGAACCUCAUUCUGAAUUGGGAGAAAUCUCACUUCAUCGUGCGUGA